This is a messenger RNA of Hibiscus syriacus, 1547 nucleotides long. RefSeq lists its product as uncharacterized. Gene Ontology annotation, molecular function: protein binding. The transcript has 9 exons. Lineage: Eukaryota; Viridiplantae; Streptophyta; Magnoliopsida; Malvales; Malvaceae. The record is from RefSeq and is a predicted model, not a curated record. The coding region runs from base 30 to 1535 and encodes 501 amino acids.
AUAAAGUUUAGCGGAAAAUAAAAAAGGCAAUGGGAGGUGAGAGAGGAGCAGGGGAGACAGCAAUGACGAAGAAGAAGAAGAAGGGGAGACCCUCUCUUUUAGAACUCCAAAAACGCUCCCUCAAACAACAGAAACUCCAGGGGCGGAGCCACCACCAAUCGAUUCCGCAACACAAAACCCCUAAUCUCGUAAACCCUAAUUCCCCCCUCAAUUCAACCCGCCGGUCCACUCGCCGGGACCACAAUCUAGACGGCGGAUACCCUGUUCCUGACUCGACUGACGGAGGAGACGACGACGACGAGCGCCAACAGAAGAAGCAUAAGCUGUUGCUCGGCCUCAAUUCUUCUCGUAACCAACAGCAUUAUUCCAUCCCAUCCACGCCCGAUUCGGCCUCCUGCAGGUCCGAUUCGAAUGCCGAUGGUGAAGAUCAGGAGGCGUCACUCAAGCGUCACAAAGUCGCCACCAUCGGGCCCGGAUCUGAUCAAAUGGGAGAGAGGCAGGGAGAGAGGGUAUCGAAAGCGACAGACGCUCUUCAUGGGUCGCCGGUGGAGUCUGGCCCCACGACACCUUUGCCAGACAAAAAGUUGUUGGUGUUCAUUCUUGACAGGCUUCAAAAGAAGGACACCUAUGCGGUUUUCUCUGAGCCGGUGAAUCCUGAAGAGCUUCCUGAUUACCAUGAGAUCAUUGCACAUCCAAUGGACUUUUCGACAGUCAGGAAAAAGCUUGAUGAGGGAGCUUAUACAACCUUGGAACAAUUUGAGAAAGACAUUUUCCUGAUAUGCUCAAAUGCAAUGGAAUAUAAUGCAUCAGAUACAAUUUACUUUAAACAGGCACGUUCUAUGCAAGAGCUAGCUAAGAAGGACUUUGAGAAUUUGAGGCAAGAUAGUGAUGAAGGAGAACCACAAACGAAAGUUGUGAGGAGAGGAAGGCCACCUGGAAAGAGCCUCCAAAAGUCAUUGGAGUCAUUGUCUUUUGAUCGUGUUGGUUCUGAGUUUUCCUCUGAUGCUACUCUAGCUACUGGACCAGAUGCUUCCAGACAUAACACUUACAAUUUGAGGAAAGUACCAAGUUCACACAAGCCCCGCUUUGCUGAUCCAUAUAUCAGGCCCUCCUGGGGUUCUCAUAGCAAUGACAAUUAUUCCAGCUGGUUGUCCGAAUUGGAGAACGAAUUUCCAGCUUCUGUUGUGAGGGCUGUGACGAAGUAUGGGAAGAAACAUUUUGCAGUAGAUGAGAACAGGCGUGAUACCUACAAACUUUCAUGCGCUUCUGGACAUGAGCAGCCAAUCUUUCCCAUCUUGGAUGGAGAACUAAAACAACUAAUUCCGGUGGGCUUGAGUGCUGAAAAUGGUUAUGCUACAAGCUUGGCACGUUUUGCUGCAGAUCUUGGACCUGUUGUUUGGAAAAUAGCUUCAAAGAAAAUCGAAAGUGUUUUACCUAGAGGAGUGAAGUUUGGUCCCGGAUGGGUAGGAGAAAACAAGAUUGAGCAGCUGCGGUUUUCGUUUUCCGAUAAACAGAUAUCUUCAAACUCUAUCUGAUAACUAUUCCAG